AUGGCUCCAAGAUUAACUCCUAAGAUUGUGAAGAAGAACACAAAGAAGUUCAAGAGACACCAGUCUGACCGCUUCAAGAGAGUGGAUGAGAACUGGAGACUUCAAAAGGGUAUUGACUCCCGUAUCAGAAGAAGAUUCAGAGGUACCGUUUACGCUCCAAAGAUCGGUUACGGAUCCAACAAGAAGACCAAGUUCUUGAACGUUCACGGACAGAAGGUUAUCACAGUCAGAAACAUAAAGGAGUUGGAUGCAUUGUUGAUGAACAACAAGUUGUACGCUGCUGAGAUUGCCCACAACGUUUCUGCCAAGCACAGAGUUACUCUUUUGGCCAGAGCCAAGGCUAUUGGUGUUAAGGUUACCAAUCCAAAGGGAAGAUUGACUUUGGAGGCAUAA
Molecule: messenger RNA, 393 nt
Organism: Brettanomyces bruxellensis
Lineage: Eukaryota; Fungi; Ascomycota; Pichiomycetes; Pichiales; Pichiaceae
Gene: RPL32
Product: 60S ribosomal protein L32
Exons: 1
Coding region: 1-393 (130 amino acids)
Biological process (GO): translation
Cellular component (GO): ribosome; cytosolic large ribosomal subunit
Molecular function (GO): structural constituent of ribosome
Source: RefSeq, a predicted model, not a curated record